This is a messenger RNA of Blepharisma stoltei, 639 nucleotides long. NCBI's taxonomy places the organism in Eukaryota, Ciliophora, Heterotrichea, Heterotrichida, Blepharismidae. The record is from the annotation of a GenBank genome assembly.
AUGUCGCAUAAGUUGAGAAGGCUUCAUAAACUGUCAGAAUUAUUCCCUAGGCAACAACCACCUCAAGCUGAUCAAAGAUGUCUCAUUUGCAUGGAACCUCCCAGAAAUUCCCCUUGCGGGUUAUUAGACUGUGGACACAAUCAAUUUUGCUUUACUUGUAUUGAGACCUGGUCUCAAAUCACGAACAAGUGUCCUUUAUGCAAUCUAAGGUUCUACAGUAUCAAAAAUCUCCACACUCAUGAAAAAUCAGUAAUCCCGGAUAAAGAUCAAGUGUUCUCAUAUGAGGAUCAUUACAGAGAAAUCAGGUGCAGAGUGUGCCACUCGUUAGAGCAAGAAGAAAUCAUGCUUUUGUGUGACAAUUGUGAUGCAGGUUAUCAUACGACUUGCAUUGGAUUAAUAGCGAUCCCGAAUCUAGAUGAAUGAUUUUGCGAAGAUUGCUUGAGGAGAAAAUCAGUUGAAAAGAGGGUGAAACAAAUUAAAGAGAUGGAAAAAUGCAAAAAAGCAGAGGGAGAUGAUAAAGAAAUGCCUGAGCCUGCAAAAAAAAGAAAAUUAAGGAGUUGUAGAGAAGUGCGUAUUCCUGCGGAAAAACCAAGAAGAUCGCUAAGAGCGAGAAAAUCUGUUUACCAAACUGAGGAGUAG